Molecule: messenger RNA, 1095 nt
Organism: Macrosteles quadrilineatus (aster leafhopper)
Lineage: Eukaryota; Metazoa; Arthropoda; Insecta; Hemiptera; Cicadellidae
Exons: 1
Coding region: 1-1095 (364 amino acids)
Source: RefSeq, a predicted model, not a curated record
AUGGGUCUUGAUCGCGAUACGGCGACUAUACUAGAUGCGAUAGCCGCGCUACGUAAAGACACUAAUGAAUCUUUCAUCGGGUUACGGAAGGAAAGUUCUGAAAUGUGGCAGCAAACACAAAAUAAAUUAGAUAAAGUCGAAUGUGAUAUAAAUAUCCUAACAACGGGCCUCGGUGAAGUCAAACUACAAUAUGAUGAAGUGAAGAGUAAAAUAACAGCUACAGACAUAAAUGUAGAGAAAAUACAGGAAGAAAACAUAGAACUACAAACCAAAAUACUAGAUAUGCAGACUGAAAUCGAAGAGAUGCAGCAAUAUUCCCGUAUAGAUAAUAUCGUUAUCACAGGAGUGCCCAUGCUUAAAGGCGAAAAUGUCUUCAUGAUCCUAGCCGACAUUGCCAAAGUCCUCAAUAUUAACUUCCACCGGUAUGACGUGUCGGCUGCCCAUCGUCUUUCAAAUAAAAUGUCCAAAGGUCGUCCUCCCGUGAUUGUCGUGAAAUUCUCGUCCAGAACUAUUAAAUCUGAAUGGUUAGACGCUAGAAAAGAAAAGGGAUCUUUAAAAGCCAACGAAAUCCAUCGUAUCUUUCCUGAUUCGACUGUCUACUUUAAUGAGCACUUGACCGAACACUCUAGAAAGGUCUUUAACUUAGGCAGGGAUAUGGUCAAAGAGAAAUGUCUGGCUUAUGUCUGGGUGAAGGACGGGCGCAUACUCGUCAAGCAAACGGAACAAGGGAAAACCAUCCGAGUAAAAACUGAAAACGAUCUCAAGCGAAUUCGUCGUUCUUCUUCUGGACCUGCCGCUCUCAAAGAUGAGGUCUCCGAAGCCGCCGCCCCCGGGAACGCCACCACCCCAGUGGUCAACUCAGAUGCCCCAAGCUUCACCCCCGGUGAUGUUGACUCCGCAGCCUCUGCCGCCGUCCCCGGGAACGCCGCCGCCCCAGAGGUCAACCCAGCUGUCCCAACUAACUCCACCAGCUUCACCCCCGGUGAUGUUGACUCCGCAGCCUCUACCGCCGCCCCCACUGUCACCACCCCACCGACCAACACGUACGCCAAGACACUGGCCUCACCAGCUAAACCUGGGGUACCCUCAAAGUAA